UUCUCUUUCUUUCUCUCCUGAAAUGGAAAUGAAGAAUCUGAUCAUGUCCUACUCACGUGGUUGUGAAGGUGAAUUUGGGAUAUUUUUGGUUCCAAAUCACAGCAGAAAACGUGCAAUAAUCCUCAGAACCAGUAACAUUGAUUACUGUAGCUGCUGCACUACUUAUGGUUUAAAUCCAAGGAAGAUCUCAUCGUUGAGAUUGAAUCGGAAGGCCUUCUUACUAAGAGCUUCCAAGAACACAGUGAAAGCUACAGACGUUGUCCUUGAUGGGUCAACGAAGAACAAGAAGAAAAAUGGGAGCAUAGUUGGUGCAGUAGCUCUAAUUGUUGGAACCAGCAUCGGUUCUGGUAUUCUUGAACUGCCAAGAAAGACUUCCCCUGCAGGUUUCAUGCCAAGUUCAAUAUGCAUGAUUCUGUGUUGGGGUUUUCUCCUGACUGAAGCACUCCUGCUCGCGGAAAUUAACGUUGGUCUAUUGAAGAAGAAGCAGAAGAAGAAAGAAAAUGAAGAACUGGAGGUAAUUUCCAUUAGAACAAUGGCCCAAGAGACACUUGGAGUAUGGGGUGGUAACUUAGUUACUGUCAAUUACCUCUUCUUGGGUUACACAACCAUGGUUGCAUACUCAUCCAAGUCCGGUUCGAUCAUCCACAAUUUGAUUAACCUUCCAUCUUCCAUUUCUGGCUUCUUUUUCACUGUUUUCUUCACAAUUCUAAUCUCUGUUGGAGGAACACGGAUCACUGACAACGUCAACCAAUGGUUGACAGCUACUAUGAUAGGAAUACUACUUGCAAUUGAGGUGUCGGUUGUUCUAUAUGGUGGAUGGACAGGUUUAGAUGGUUCGAGCAAUUGGGGGAACAUCCCAGCAACAAUACCUGUCAUAAUAUUUUCUUUGGUUUAUCAUGACCUAUUACCAGUUAUUUGUGCAUAUCUUGACGGGGACCUCGCACGUAUAAGGGCAUCAUUCAUAAUUGGUAGCUUAGUCCCGCUCUUCACAUUGCUUAUCUGGGAUGCAGUCACUUUAGGCCUUUCAGCUCAUGCUGAUCUUGUUGUUGAUCCGGUGGAAUUGCUCACGAGGGUGGAAUGGAGUGGGAUUUCAUUUAUGGUAGAGACAUUUUCGCUCCUAGCAGUUGGAACAUCCUUGAUUGGUACACUCUUGGGGUUUUCUCAGUUUUUUGUUGAACAACUCAACAAUUUCGCCAAAAAUUCUACUUCAUCAUCAGCUCAAACACUAAAAUCGGAAGAAAAUUCUGAACCAAGAGUUUCGAGCAAUGGCCAGAGCAAGUUAUUUGACCCAAAGAAAUGGUGGAGAACAAACAAACUUGGCUUUACUGCAACGACAUUGGUUGUUGCUCCAUCUUUAUUCAUAUCAACUGCAGUUCCAGAUGCAUUCUCUGUCGCCACUGACAUUGCUGGAGGUUAUUGUAUGACAACAUUAUACGGAGUUCUUCCUCCGGUAAUGGCAUGGGUAAUGCAUACAAGAUCAUCUAACAAAGCUGUCGUUAACAACGAAAAUCAAAUCAGUGAUGCGGAAAGUGAUGGAUCAGUGUCACUACUGUCUAUGAAGCCUGCCUGGAUUGGCGUGGGGCUGAUUUCUGGUGGAAUAGUGAUAGAUCAAAUCCUGGAAGACCUUUCAAAGUUGCAUCCUUAGUCAAGCUCUUCGAGAGGAUAUACGACUACUAUGUGCUUGUACAUGUAUAUUUUUUUGUACAGGCAGUAGCACAAUACGCUAAAUCAUAAAUUUGUUUCUGUCUUGAUAUUUUUUCACCAGUUCUCUAAAUCAGAUGAGGUCAUGAGGUCUGACAGAUAAGUUGGCAAUUGCAGAAAAUUAGUCUCAUUUUG
Molecule: messenger RNA, 1836 nt
Organism: Papaver somniferum (opium poppy)
Lineage: Eukaryota; Viridiplantae; Streptophyta; Magnoliopsida; Ranunculales; Papaveraceae
Product: tyrosine-specific transport protein-like
Exons: 8
Coding region: 23-1645 (540 amino acids)
Biological process (GO): amino acid transmembrane transport
Source: RefSeq, a predicted model, not a curated record